This is a messenger RNA of Oldenlandia corymbosa var. corymbosa, 2874 nucleotides long. NCBI's taxonomy places the organism in Eukaryota, Viridiplantae, Streptophyta, Magnoliopsida, Gentianales, Rubiaceae. The record is from the annotation of a GenBank genome assembly.
GACAAAGGGAACCCAAUUCUGGAAUAAAGAGCAAAGAACUCUUCUCCUCUUCUUUUCCUAUUAGCCCAAAUUUGUUCAUCUUAGCCUGUAAUUAGCCACAUUUUCCACCAUUUUCCACCAAAAAUUCCAUCCAUUAAUCAUGGAAGAAAGGAAGGAGCAUAUGAUCUCACCAACAAUUAGUGGGAAGAGAACCGCAGGCAUCACUUUCCGGGUUGCCCAUUUUCUGUCACCGACGGUGACUUCCGACGACGGCGAGGUUCCAUCCAGAACCAUUUCACCUCAUGAUUUGAAGUUUAACUUUAGUAAGAAACAAUCUGUCAAAGUGAAAUUCCCUGGAUGGAAGCAGCCACCCAAAGAUUGGGGUGCUUGGGUGGAACGCAUGUAUUCUCUACAUCAUUUUAGGUGGAAAAGAGCCGGAAUCUGUGAUGCAAUCAUGAAUUCUACCCACAUUAUACAUAGAAACAAUGAAUUGAUUCAUGGGUUUGCAGAAAAAUGGUGUCCUGACACGAACACCUUCCUGUUUCCUUGGGGGGAAACCACCAUCACCCUGGAGGAUGUGAUGAUUAUAGGUGGUUAUUCAGUUCUCGGUGACCCGGUUUUUAGCCCCAUUGAAAGCCCCGAAUCAGAGGAAGUAGAAAAGAAGUUACUUGAUGCAAGAUCAGAGUUAAAUCAAACGGCGGCUAAGAAGGCCUGUCAGGGUGGUUGGUUGAAGAAGUUCAUGAAUAGCGGAAGUGAAAUCGAGCACGAAGCAUUUCUUGCCUUGUGGCUCUCAAGGUUCGUAUUUCCAACAAAAUCUUGUGAUGAUACAAUAGGGAGGCAUGUUUUGAAUAUUGCAAUUCAUCUAGCUAGAGGUACCAAAAUUGCUCUUGCGCCUGCUGUUCUAGCCAGUCUCUAUGCGAAUUUGAGUGAAAUGAAAAGGGCUCUUGUUAUUAGUGGUUCUAAGAGGCUACAAAAAAAUGGGAAAGGGACUAAGAAAGAUGAGAUCUUGGAGGUCUCAAUUUCUGCUCCAUUUCAAUUAGUCCAGAUUUGGACAUGGGAGAGAUUUGUUUCCUUGCGGCCAAAUCCUUUGCCUUUUGAAACUGAUCAGCCAAGGUUUGCCAAAUGGCACAAUUUGAGGCUUAAGGACAUUGGAGAUGUCAAAUUAUCUAUAGAGAAAGCAGGUGAUUUGUUCCUUUGGCGGCCUUAUGCUGUGGGUAGCAAAAGCUUAUUAGUACCUCACGGGAUUUACAAAGAAGAGGCUAGGUGGCUCACAGUUGGUUCUAGCAUUGAUGAAGAACAAGAGGUACUUUUAAGAUGGCUGACGAUAAGUGAGCUUGUGGGAAUAGAUUCUAACUGCAUUGAGCAGUACCUUCCACAUCGUGUAGCUAUGCAAUUUGGCCUUGAUCAAGAUGUUCCUGGCCCUGUAGCACGGGUUAAUUCCAGCCAAAUCAUGGCUUGGGAAAAUUAUAAUAGGGAAAUCAGAGAUGGAAGGUUAUAUGUUCCAUCUCGCCUCUUUGAGUCGGAUGUUACGACUCGAUAUUUACAGUGGUGGAAGAAUUGCAGAAUCGUUUCGAGUUGCAAUCCUGUAAAGACCAAUGCCCUUGGUGUGAACUCAAACCAGAAGGGUUUGAAUAAUAAAAUGCAGAGCUCUUUACUUGAAAAUUCAACCAAGAAAAGGAAAAAGAUUUCCGAACUUGAGAAAUCAUCCAACAAAAAGAAAAGAAUUUCCAAGUGUUCAAAGAGUUCAUCUGGAAAGAAUUUGAAAGAUGGUGCUGUUCUCUCUUCAGUUUUUUCUUCCAAGUCUAAUGAUGAGGAAAUGCCGCUGAGCGCUUUGCUUGAGAAAUCAGCCAAAAGGAGGAAGAAGAUCUCCAAACUUGAGAAAUCGUCCAACAAAAGUAGAAAAAUUCUCAAGCUUUUAAAGAUUUCAACCAAAAAGAAUUUGAAGGAUAAUACUGUUGCCUCUUCAGGUUUUUCUCACAAGUGUAACAAAGGGAGGCCGCAUCCUGAGUAUACUGACGGAUGCCACCAGAUUCGUCAGCUCCCAACGAAUGCAUCUGGCAGGAAAAAUAAAGGUCCAAAUGUGAUCACAUUAACUGGUUCAGACUUUAAGAAGGCCUUUGGAAAUCAAAUGAGGCCUAACAGCACUCAAAAAGUGGUGGAAAGUGAAAAUGGAAGUGCAAAAGACAAGAAUCUUGAAAAUGGAGGAGCUAAGAAAGUGGUCGGAUCAACAGGUUUUCUGAGCUCAUCAGAAAAGAAAUUGAAUGAUCGCGAUGCUGUUGUUGGAUCGGGUUGUCAUAAUCACAAAGAAAUGCCGUAUACUGAUGCAUCAGGAAUUAAAGAUAAAGGCUCAAAUAUGAUUAACUUAGCUGGUUUGGAGCAUAAAAAUGCCACCUUUGCAGAUGAAAUGAGGCCUGACAGCAUGCGGAAAAUGGUGGAAAGUGAAAAGGGAAGAAGUUCCAAAAGAGGAUCAGAAUGUGAAGAUCAAGUGACCAGUGCUGACAGUAAGAACAAGUUCAUCAACUCGAACACGAAGAAUGGAAGAAAAUGCAGGUUAGAUGCUCUUAAAGACCUGUUAAUCCAAUGGGAAACUCACUGUAGCAAUCUAGAGAGGAUUGUAGCAGAGUAUAGAAGAAACCAUGCCCAUGUUAGAACGUGAGAAUGAAAAUGAAGUUUGAUUGUUUGUUAAUAAGAAUGAACCUUAAUUUGCAUGUCUUUUGGUUUUUCUAAUGUUUGAUGGCUUUUUUCUGUAUGCGUUACGGCAGAUCACAACUUCGCUUCUGUGUUUAACCUGCUGAGUGCCAAUUCCAGGGCCUUACUGAUACCAACAAUGAAGAAUGAUUAAAGUUAAACUACAGACUCCAUCACCAUUGCAGCACUUUUUUUUUUUCUUUUGAG